Molecule: messenger RNA, 690 nt
Organism: Phragmites australis (common reed)
Lineage: Eukaryota; Viridiplantae; Streptophyta; Magnoliopsida; Poales; Poaceae
Exons: 4
Coding region: 1-690 (229 amino acids)
Molecular function (GO): zinc ion binding; nucleic acid binding
Source: RefSeq, a predicted model, not a curated record
AUGGACAAAUAUAUUGGCCAAGAGAAAUUUAAAAUGAGAAAUUUAAAAAAGGAAAAUACUUCUUUGAAAGACUUAUGUGAGGAGCUAAAGCGGUCCCAUGAUGAGCUUAUUGAAUCUCAUGAGAAUCUCAAAGAAGCUCAUGAUUCUCUUGUAGCCAAUGCAUCCGAAAAUGUCAAAUUGGAUAUAAGCAUUACAUGUGAUUUAAUUGAUGACAUGUCAUGUGUAUCUAGUUCAUGCAUUGCAUCUAUGUUUGACAUGUCCACUUCUUGUGAUGAAUUACUAGAUAUACCUUGUAGCUCAAAUUUGGAUGCUAGUUCUUUCUCUAUGCUUGUUGAUACUAAUCUUGUAGAGGAGAACAAAGAGCUCAAAUAUGAGAUCAAGAAAUUAAAGAAGAAAAAUAAAAGGAUACUACAACUCAAAGACCAAAAAAGAGAACAACCGAACAUUUGUUCUACCAAGCUUGAUGAGAAGCCAAAGACAUCAAAGAGGCAAAUUGGAAAGAAGGAAUGCAAUGUGACUACAAGCAGAAAUAUGAAUUGUUAUAAUUGCCGAGGGAAAGGGCAUAUUGGUAAGAAUUGCCCAAAUGGUAAUACUUCUAAGUCUAUUCUUUUCAAUGAUCAUUAUUCACUUAGAAAGGCUAGAAAUUGUAUCAUAAUUUCUAAGGUACUUGAAGAGUUAUUGCAGGCUUGA